Molecule: messenger RNA, 770 nt
Organism: Lonchura striata (white-rumped munia)
Lineage: Eukaryota; Metazoa; Chordata; Aves; Passeriformes; Estrildidae
Source: RefSeq, a predicted model, not a curated record
CAUUCCCAAAAUUCCUUUGCCAGUCGGCCCUGGACGGGUACCCGGUGUGCAUCUUCGCCUACGGGCAGACGGGCAGCGGCAAGACCUUCACCAUGGAGGGCCCGGCGCCGGCGGGCGCGCCGGCCUCGCGCGGGAUGAUCCCGCGCGCCGUGCGCCACCUCUUCCGCGGCGCCCGCGACCUGGCGGCCAAGGGCUGGCAGUACGGCUUCUCCGCCAGCUUCCUGGAGAUCUACAACGAGAACCUGCGCGACCUGCUGCUGGCGCCCGGGCAGCGCGGCUCCGAGCUGGAGAUCCGGCGCCUGGCGCCCGGCAGCGACGAGCUGCACGUGCCCAAGCUCACCUGGGUGCCCGUGGAGAGCGAGGAGCAGGUGCUGCAGCUGCUGCAGCGGGCGGGCUCGCAGCGCUCGGUGGCGCGCACGGCGCUCAACGAGCGCUCCUCGCGCUCCCACUCCGUCUUCCAGCUGCGCAUCCAGGGGCUGCACGCCGCCCGCGACCUGCGCUGCUCCUCCUCCCUGACCCUGGUGGACCUGGCGGGUUCGGAGCGCCUGGAGAAGUCGGGAUCCGUGGGGACUCGGCUUCGGGAGACCCAAAGCAUUAACUCCAGCCUGAGCGCCCUGGGGCUGGUCAUCAGCGCCCUCUGCAACAAGGAGCAGCACAUCCCCUAUAGGAACAGCAAGCUGACCUUCUUGUUGCAGAACUGCCUGGGGGGGCACGCCAAAGUGUACGUGAACGAGUGCAUGAUCGGCACCGCUCAGGCCAACCGGAAGUGA